Molecule: messenger RNA, 591 nt
Organism: Megalops cyprinoides (Indo-Pacific tarpon)
Lineage: Eukaryota; Metazoa; Chordata; Actinopteri; Elopiformes; Megalopidae
Gene: cryba4
Product: crystallin, beta A4
Exons: 5
Coding region: 1-591 (196 amino acids)
Biological process (GO): visual perception; lens development in camera-type eye
Molecular function (GO): structural constituent of eye lens
Source: RefSeq, a predicted model, not a curated record
AUGACUCACCACUGCACCAAGUUCUCCGGCCACUGGAAGAUCAUUGUGUACGAUGAGGAGUGCUUCCAGGGCCGCCACCAUGAGUUCACUUCCGAGUGCUGCAACGUUAUGGAGUUCGGCUUCGAGUCUGUGCGCUCGCUGAGAGUGGAGAGUGGAGCGUGGGUGGGCUAUGAGCACGCUGCGUACCAGGGCCAGCAGUUUGUGCUGGAGCGCGGAGAGUACCCUCAGUGUGACGCCUUUGGUGGCAGCAAUGCCUACCAUAUUGAGAGAAUGACCUCCUUCAGACCCAUUGCCUGUGCUAACCACAGGGAGUGCCGGAUGACCAUCUACGAGCGUGAGAACUUUAUGGGCCGCAAGGGCGAGCUGAGCGACGACUACCCCUCGCUGCAGGCCAUGGGAUGGUGCAACAACGAAGUGGGCUCCCUGCGUGUCCAGUCUGGAGCGUUUGUGUGCUACCAGUACCCUGGCUACCGUGGAUACCAGUACAUCAUGGAGUGUGACCGUCACUGCGGGGAGUACAAGCACUUCAAAGAAUUUGGCUCCCACUCACAGACUCCUCAGAUCCAGUCCAUCCGCCGUAUUCAGCAGUAA